Messenger RNA from Zeugodacus cucurbitae (melon fly), 2054 nucleotides. RefSeq names its product adenosine deaminase 2 (gene Adgf-D). The coding region runs from base 448 to 1953 and encodes 501 amino acids. The record is from RefSeq and is a predicted model, not a curated record. Gene Ontology annotation, molecular function: adenosine deaminase activity. The transcript has 8 exons. Gene Ontology annotation, biological process: adenosine catabolic process; inosine biosynthetic process. NCBI's taxonomy places the organism in Eukaryota, Metazoa, Arthropoda, Insecta, Diptera, Tephritidae.
ACUGAACUGACACUUAAUCGCUAUGCUAUGUAUGAGUAUUUGCAUACUUUAUAGGCAACAAUUUGGACUACAACAAUAGCAAAAACACUCCCACUGAGUGAGCAACAUAUGUGGGUGUCGAGGUGGAUGAUACUUUUACUCUUGAAUUGCCAAUCGCGGAUUAUCACUGUCACUGCUGGAGAGGGUGAAUUUAAAGCUGGAUUAGCGUGCAUAAAUAUUCGCAAUGUUGGGGAAAUUUCGUAGACGCUUUGAAUUAUCCGCGUCAGUUGCAUUUGUGAAACGGUUCGGAACGGUUCGAAAACGAAAAUAAAAACGCUCGCAUUACUUGUGUUCAUACACUAUUUUAUAUAGAGAAAUAACUAAAAUUUUUGGAUUUACUUCGAAAAAUAAUUUAAAAAAUUCUGAUUCAAAAAUAGAUCGAUUUUAAAAAGAAGAAAGUUACUUGAAAUGCGUAAAAUUGCAUUGCUAUGGCUCGUAAUCGGGUUGUCCAUGCUUUUAAUCUUCGAAUGUGCCGAAAUAUCUUAUGACACACUACGUAACAAAAUUAUCGACGCCGAACGAUCGGCUGCAGUCGGUGGCAAUAUUUGGCUGACAUCGGCGGAGGAUAAAGCGAACAGCAUAUUAAUGAAUGCGAAACGAGCCGAGCUGGCGGAAGGCGUUAAGACACCAGAGAAAUUUCCACCCGCCAUGCAUUUCUUUCAAGGCAAACAGUAUCUGCGACAAAGUGAGGUCUUUCGUAUUAUACAAAAACUGCCCAAGGGUGCGCUACUGCAUGGUCACAAUACGGGUAUGGUCAGUUCACGCUGGAUUAUAAGCAAUCUGACCACGCUCUAUAAUUUGUAUACCUGUCGGGAUGUGAAUGGUCUACUGAUGUUCACCUACGAGCAGAGCAAAUGUCACAGUGAAGUGCAGAAUGUUUGCUUAGAGCGGAUUAAUGCUGAGGAUCGACGACUUUACGAGCGCCAGCUGGAGAAGCAUAUCAAUAUGUAUACUGUACAUCCGGAAUCCAUGAUUACUGAUAAACGCAAGAUAUGGCAACGCUUCUACAAUAUUUUCAAAAGUGUGGAAAAUUUUUACAGUUAUCAACCUGCAUUCUGUAAUUAUCACAAACGCUUGCUGGAGGAGUUAUGUGAAGAUAACAUAUUCUAUGCUGAACUGAGAUCACCACUAACGCCGCUUUACGGCGAUAAUAAUCGUACAAUGAACGCCCUAGAAGUGGCCAACGAACUGGAAGCUAUCGUUGAGGGUUUCAAAGCUAGACAUCCUGACUUCGUUGGUCUCAAGGUCAUCUAUACCAAGCCAAAUCAAGGCACUGUGGAUGAAAUGGCUCAGCAUAUGAUAACCUUUAAGCAAUUACAUGAUGCAAAGCCAAAUUUCAUUAUUGGCUUUGAUUUAGUUGGACAAGAAAAUACCGGUGAUCCGCUGCAUAAAUUUGUAAAUGAGUUGACUGACAUGCCACCCACUGCCAAUUUUUUCUUUCAUGCUGGCGAAACAAAUUGGUUUGGCAAAACCGAUUGGAAUCUCAUGGACGCACUGCUGCUCAACACAAAACGCAUCGGUCACGGUUAUGCACUGCCGAAACAUCCGAAUAUUUGGUCCACUGUAAAGAAACGUAACAUUGCCAUCGAAGUUAGUCCGAUUUCUAAUCAAGUAAUGGGUCUCGUAUGGGAUUUACGCAAUCAUCCCGCUACAUUUCUUAUAGCCGAAAACUUUCCGAUUGUCAUAACUGCCGAUUAUCCGGGUAUUUGGAAUUCGAAGGGAUUGAGCUAUGAUUUCUAUUAUGCAUUCAUGGCGCUGGCGCCAGCUGAGGCGGAUUUGCGGUUUCUCAAGCAACUCGCUUUGAAUUCGAUAAAAUACUCCAUUUUAACAUCGGAGGAACGUCGUAAAAUAAAUCGAGUGUUCCAGAAGAAAUGGGAGGAGUUCAUUUAUAAUGUGAUCAAUUUGAGAUUCUAAAAGUAACGUGUUUAUUAAUUAAGUCAUAUUUAUCAAAUCAGUAUUACUAUUAUGAUUAAUGCUUUACGAUGUAAUAAAUUUCUAGCGAUUUUAUUAAAAUA